Molecule: messenger RNA, 345 nt
Organism: Blepharisma stoltei
Lineage: Eukaryota; Ciliophora; Heterotrichea; Heterotrichida; Blepharismidae
Source: the annotation of a GenBank genome assembly
AUGGGCUGUUUUAGUUCGAAAAAGAAGGAAGAAGGUCAUAAAGAAGGUAAAAAAGAAGAGUCAAAAGCUCCAGCUGGUCAGGAUCCUACUAAGGUUCCUGCUAACCAAAAGGUAGCUGUUCAAAAAUUCCCAUACCAUUCAGAUCUAGAGGCAGGAAAGAACUAUUAUUACUGUGAUUGCGGAAGAUCCAAGAAUCAGCCUUUCUGUGAUGGAAGCCAUACUGGGACGCCUUUCACUCCAAUUGCUUUUACCGUAAAUGAAACCAAAACUUAUUAUAUCUGCGGCUGCAAGCAGACUAAAAAUGCGCCUUACUGUGAUGGCACCCAUAAGAAGAUUGAUUGGUAA